AUGGAGUGGCUGCUAGAGGACCUGCCUGGGGCUGAGUGGGACCUGGGGCUUCUUUGGGGCCACCUGACGCACACCCUAGCCUGCAGACACUGUGGCAGCAGCUGCCUCCAGAGCCCAGGGAAUCUGGUUACACUCUUCUUAUUCGUGGUUUGGCAGAUCCGGAGGUGGUGGCAGCUUGGGAGAUGGCAACAGCUUCAGCCCUGGUAUUCUGGGGACAGGAUCCAAGGCAAGGGCCCACCACUUCUGUACCAUGUGGCUUUCCUUGACCACAUGUGGAAGCAGGAGGCAGAGGAGGAAGAAGAGGAGGAAGAAGAGGAAGCAUCUUUGGAUCCACUGAAGCCAUGUUCCCGUCCCAAAGAAACUCCUAUUGAAGAGCAGGCCACCACAGCCCCAUCCCAGCCAUCCUGUGGUUCUGAGGGCCUCCACAAGGCCAUAGGGACACUAGAACAAGUACAUACACAGACCCCAACUCUUUCCAGAUCUUACCCCACCUUUCAGAUCCUGACCAACCUGCAUGUGAAGUACAAGACAGCAUCAGGGAGCUGCUUACAGCAAAGAAAAAGCCAGCUCUUCUGGGGUCUCCCCUCUCGGCACAGUGAGUCCUUGGAGGCCAUCCUCCUGAGCUCAGGUGGUCCCUCUUCCCUGAAGUUGUCUGUUAGCCCUUCUGUCUUCUUUAACAAGCUUUCCUUCCUGCCUAGAUCCCCAGAAUUGCUGCUUCCCCAGUACUGCUCCCCAACCCAGCUUCCUACCCAUGAAGUCCAUGCUACAAAAGAUCUGGAAGGGAUGGCUUCUGAACCUCGGCAACUUCCCUGUCCAUCUUCUCCUCCUGUCCCAUCACUACCCCUCCAUCUUAAAUCCUUUCCUAUGGACCAUGAGAGAGUCCCAUCUGGCACUGAAGUGAAUACACAGUGGCUUACACAGCAGGAAGAGGUCCCUUGGGUCUCUGAGGAUCAAGCCUUGCACUCAGAGCCUAAACUCCAAAGAACCAGACCCACCAAGCUCUUCCAUUCAUCUGAGGUCUGGUGCAAGGUGCCAUGGGAUCCUGGCUCCCAACAACACAUUCCAGAUUCACUCUCUGCCUUUUUGGCAGAAUAUCCCUCUAGCCUCCUGGGAGCCCUAACUAAGUAUGAGGUCCCAUGUAAGACCAUAGGGCAAAAUGAGGACCUCAAAGACUCUGAGCCAGCAAUGCCAGCUCCCAGCCUAACCCCAACUUCUCUACCAGAAUAUCAGGGAGUCAGCUCUAUAGGAAGCUUGUCUGGAUCUAAGGCUCUCUGGGAACCCACAAGGCAAAGAGAGAUCUCUGAGCUUCCAAUCCCAGUCCCUUUCCAACCUGUAGACACCAUGAGAGAGGCUCAAGGAACUAGCACCCUGGAAGUUCCACCUGUACCUGAGACUCAGCGGGGAACCAUGGGACAUAAUGAGAGUAUUCAAGUCUUACAGCCCCUGAUGCCAGUCCUCUGUCAGCCCCCAGAUUCUCUGUCAGAACCCCAGAAAGUAAGCCCUGAAGGUGGACCUUCUGUGACCAAGGACUUCUGGGAAACCUUAGGGCACAAAGAGAAUCCUAGGGCCUCUGGGCCUCCAAUACCAGCCCCUUACCCUCCUCCACAUCCCCUACCAGAACUCCAAGGAGGCAGUUCCCUUGGAGAGCCAACUGAUUAUGAGCCCCAGUGGGGAUGCAGAGAAAAUUCAUCAAACCCUUGGGCUUUUGAACCUCCUGCCUUGGACCUUGACCCAGGGUGCUAUGGAACCAGGCCUCUAUGUGUCCCAUCAGGAUCAGAGACUCCAUGCAAAGGCAUGCAGGGUAGAGAAAAUUGUCAGGUCUCUGCAGACCCAGUUUCAUCUUCCAGCCUUCCCUCACCAUCUCUGUUGGAGUCCCUAGGAACAGGUGCCCAGGCUGUCCUGUCUGAGUCCAAAGCUUUGUGGGAGGCCAUGAGGCAGAGAGAGAACCUCUGCACCCCAGAGUCCCCAGCCCAUGCCCACAGCCCAUCUCCAGUGCCUGUUCCAGAAUCCUGCAGAAUCAUUCCUGUGGGAGGCCUCAAUAGGUCAGAAGCUGCAUGGAAGGACACUGAUCAUUUCAGGAAUUCCUGGGCUUCUGAAUCCCCAUCUUCAGCCUUCAGCCCACCCCAUGCUCUUGAACUGGAUUCCCUCAGAGCUAGCCCUGCGGGGGUCCUGUUUGAUUCUGAAGCUAGAUGUGGGGACAUACAAAUGAGAAAGAACUCCUGGGCCUCAGAACUCCAGGCUUGCAGCUUACCCCAAGACCCAUAUGGACCCAAUGCCUUGGAAGUCCAGUCUGACUCUGAGUCUAUUGGAGGGGUCAUGGGGCACAAAGAAAUCUGCCCCAAUCCACCCUCAAAUUCUAUGUCAAAGUCUCACACAAGUGAGCCUACUGAAGACCAACGCAACUGUAAAACUGAGGGAGCAACACUGGAGCAGAAAAAGAACUGCUGGACCAUUGAUUUCCCAGCCCCAGCCCCCAGGUCACUAUCUGCUCCUCUACCAAAAAAUCCACACAUCGACCCUGAGUUUGUGCGGGGGAAUGUGCAGCAAGGAGGGUUCCCUCAGGACCCCCACCCUCCAGCAGUGGAUCCCCUACAGCCAAUACCCUGGCUUCCCACCCUAGAUGAAGCACUGAAGAUUGAGCCCAACCAGCCUGGCCUGUCCAAGGGAGAGCUGUUUCUAGGAGUUAAGGCAGAGACUCUAUCCUCUCAGGAAGAGGAUGUCCCAAAGGUGCCCACGAACCCUGGGAUCCAGGCCUGGCACUGGAGUAGAGAGUUGGAACUCAGGCUGAAGACACUACAGCAGAGCCCUGCUUCCAGAUCUCUUGGCCCAAAUAAAUCAUUUGGCAGCUCCUCUGCUCUAAGUCCCACCACUCAAGCCACCCAGAGCCUCUCUUCCUGCCCCCCACAGCAGACUCAUCCACCCAAUCUGUGCCCCCACUCUUCAAGCUGUCAUUCCCCCAAAAUUCAGAGCACAGUAACUCAGCCUGUCCAGAUCUCCCACUGUUAUCACUCCAAUUCCUCUUCCCAUUCUCAGCAACAAAAGUCUGACAGGGCAGAACAAGGGUCUCAGAAAGAGCAAAGAAUGAAAGCGAAGAUGGUAUCCCAGAUGUCAUUCCAGGGGUCAUGUAGUCACAAAAAGGCUGGUAGGAAAUGCCAAGGCCUGGAAGGGCCCUCAAAUCCUAAGGUUCUUGCCUCAGGCAAGAGACAGGACAAUGCUUCAGCCCUACCUUUAGCCACAAAGAGAGAGAGCCCCAGGAAACCCAAAGGAGACCACGGCGGAGGGGAUGCAAGAUUGGGGUCAUCCACAGUUACAGGGAAAAGCCAGCCAGUCCAGGCCAGAAGACUAGCAGUGGUCCCUGUAAGCAGGCUUUCCCAAAGAGCUCAGCAUAGGGACCAGAGCUCUCAACACAGUGCUCUCUCCCCACAGCUUAACUCCAAGGCUGUGGGUUCCCAAGAUAAGCAAGGGGCAAGGCUGGAAGCUGGUGACACCCUGGGCCCUCAGCACUGCAAGCACUGUCCUUGGGCCCAGAAGCAUCUUUCCUCCCCCACACCUCAGGCUCCCCUUACCAGGGGUCUCCAAAAGUUGUUAGCCAAAAUUCUAGGCACCUAUGGGCCUAGGCCCACCAAAUCAUCAGCAGAAAGGCUGGUAGUAUUACCACCCAACAUUAAUACCCCAAGACCUAAAGCCAAACCACUUGGGAGAUGGAGAGACAAGCAAAGGAAAUCCUAA
Messenger RNA from Phacochoerus africanus (Common warthog), 3729 nucleotides. RefSeq names its product chromosome 2 C9orf131 homolog (gene SPATA31G1). The record is from RefSeq and is a predicted model, not a curated record. NCBI's taxonomy places the organism in Eukaryota, Metazoa, Chordata, Mammalia, Artiodactyla, Suidae. The transcript has 2 exons. The coding region runs from base 1 to 3729 and encodes 1242 amino acids.